Molecule: messenger RNA, 6893 nt
Organism: Gambusia affinis (western mosquitofish)
Lineage: Eukaryota; Metazoa; Chordata; Actinopteri; Cyprinodontiformes; Poeciliidae
Gene: kcnk12
Product: potassium channel, subfamily K, member 12
Exons: 2
Coding region: 586-1818 (410 amino acids)
Biological process (GO): stabilization of membrane potential; potassium ion transmembrane transport
Cellular component (GO): membrane
Molecular function (GO): potassium ion leak channel activity
Source: RefSeq, a predicted model, not a curated record
UAUACUGAAGAGUGAUCUCACCAUAUGCCUUGUGGUGGGAUUCAGCUUGCCACUACAAGAUGCACACAACGACUGCGGCUCCGCUCUUCCCAGAACACCAAACCUAAGGAUACAGGACUUUAUUCAAGAUCGACAGCGGGAUAAUCUGUAAGUUACGCCUCCCUUUUUCAUCUUUUGUGGAGACUGGGGGGGUUUGGUGCAGGGGACUCGAAGGAUACUGCUGCCUGUUGGUGCACAAAGACGCGCGGGUCCUUGUUGGAUUCAGUCUGCAGUCCACUUACCACCAACUGCAUUGCCACACAACCGUGGGAAGAGAAUGUGUGUAUUAUGAAACUCAGCGCCCGCCUGGAGCUUUUCUUCUCAACUCUUUGUGGAUCAUCACGCUUACGUCCGCAUGUGGAGUGCAGAUCAUCACUCUUUGAAACAACUACAAUGUGGUGCGCAAAGUAAAGUGGAGGAAAUGUUGCAUCCCAGCGCAGUGGACUGGCAGGACUGUGACUUCCAGAGCUUGCCCGCCGACCCGUGAACGCCGCACUCGAUGUGGCGCUUGUCGCUGUCCGACGCACUUGUGGUGCUGAAAUUUGGAUGAUGCCCAGCCUGCGACUGCAGGGCUGCCGCUCCCUGCACCUGAACGAGGACAACGGCCGCUUCGUCCUGCUCGCCCUGCUCAUCCUGGUGUACCUGCUGUGCGGCGCUGCGGUCUUCUCAGCCAUAGAGAGGCCCUCGGAGCUGCGGGCUCACGGCCGCUGGAAUGGGACGCUCCUCAACUUUAGUGAAACCUUCAACAUCAGCCUGCAGGAGCUCAACUCUUUCCUGCGGGAGUACGAGGCCGCCAUAGCCGCCGGGAUCCGGGCUGACGCUCUGAGACCGAGAUGGGAUUUUACAGGAGCUUUUUAUUUUGUUGGAACUGUGGUGUCAACUAUAGGGUUUGGGAUGACGACGCCUGUGACAAUUGCAGGGAAGGUGUUCCUUAUUUUUUACGGACUUCUGGGCUGUGCUGCCACUAUCCUCUUCUUUAACCUUUUCCUGGAGCGCAUCAUCACUCUGCUGGCUGUAGUGAUGAAGGCCGUGAGGGAGAGGAGAAUCAGGAACAGUGGUCUCCUUCCGCCGGGGAUCCGACAUGACUUCUCGGCCUACUCUCUCCCGGGAUGGAAGCCUUCCGUCUAUCACGUGAUGCUGAUUCUGGGACUGUCGGCCAUUACCAUUUCCUGCUGCGCAUCGGCCAUGUACAGCCCAGUGGAGGGCUGGGCCUACUUAGACUCGCUCUACUUCUGCUUCGUCACCUUCAGCACCAUUGGCUUCGGAGACUUUGUCAGCAGCCAGAGCGCCGCUUAUGAAUACCAAAGCCUCUACAGGGUGGCCAACUUCUUCUUCAUGUUAAUGGGUGUCUGCUGCAUCUACUCACUCUUCAACGUUAUUUCCAUCGUCAUCAAGCAGGUGCUCAACUGGAUGCUGGAGAAAAUGAGCUGUUUGUUUUGCCAACGUUGCAAUAACGCCAACGCCUUCCUAGGGAGGCGAAAUGCCAUCCGCCCAGGCUCCAAGGGUCGCAAGGGUCGCUUCAACCAUCAGCCAGAAUCAGACGGGCCUUGCGAUAGUGACACUGAGGGACGGAGACUAUCAGGGGAAAUGAUCUCCAUGAAGGACCUGGCGGCAUCGAACAAGGUGUCGCUGGCAAUCAUGCAGAAGCAGCUGUCUGAGUCUGCCAACGGAUACCCCAGGACGGUCUGCGGCAGCUCCCGCCAUAACGGCUUCUCUGGGGGAGUCGGGGCGCUCGGCAUCAUGAACAACAGACUGGCAGAGACAAGUAACUCCAGGUAGAACGCAGAGAGAGGCUGAAAACAAAGCAUUCAUGCUCCUCUCAAGCCUCACUACAGAACUUUGACAUGCUAAUGAAAGGAUAACUUGUUAUGCAUGAGAUAUAUCGUUUUUACUCCUGACUGGGAUUACAAACCUGCGGUGAGGAUGGCAGCAUGAAGAGAGAAUCACAGAGCUGAUCUUAAAGCAUGGUGAUCAUAUUCUAGACCUGAAGCCCUGAAAUAAAACAAGUCACUAAAGAGCUUGGCUGGAAUCCUUUGGUGCAGUCGGUCAGCUCAUUGGACGUUUUAUGGCUGAAUCAUUGAGCUGAACAGAAACCAAGUGAAGCAAACUGCACAGUUUUUACUGUCUUGGGGUGUUGCCAGAUCAUUUGAAUGUACAUAUUGGAUGCUGACGAAAACAAGUAUAACCACUGAAUGAUAUAGCACAUACUGAUCUAUGCAUUACACUUCUCGUGCAUUUUUGCACCAUUUCUCAACCUUCCAUAUUUUUCUCCCCUACCACAUCCUUUUGGUGAUGACUGAUUUCUUUUCCGGGGGCCAACAGUGAAAAGUAGACUUUCACCGCAUGGCCCUGAUGUAGCUGAUUAAAACAGGGUUGCAGCAUAGGAUGCCUUUCCAGUGCUACACCAAUGGGAUAUAAAAGGUUAUUUCCUCUCUCCGCAGAUGGAAGAAAGGCAAAAGAUGAAGAAUGAAAAUCUAUUUUGUGUUAGAGAGGGACUGGCUUUCCUAUCAGCUAUAAGCACAUGUUUGAGUGGCCACAGACAUUGACUUGUCAGGUAAAAGAAGGCACCAUCCAAAUCUUUCUUUCUCUUUACCAUAUAUGUUAGGCUUAACAGCAAGCAUAAUAAAGAGUCUUAGUGUUUAAAUAGUUAUUGAUUGCAAUAUCUUAAAAGUAUUUACAAAACAAAAUAAAUGAAAAAACAUACCGAACACAGGUUGAAUAUGCUGAGGAGAUACAUUCAAGUGCAAAAGCUUAGUCAUAAAUUUGUUUCUGAUUUCAAAAUGUGUCAGAUUCAGUGCCUUGCAAAUGUACUCUCACCGCACAAAAAGUUUAUUAUAGUACAACCACAAACUUCUAUGUAUUUUGUAGGGAUUUUAUGUGACUGACCACAGCAGUGCAUACCUGCAAAGUGCAAGGAAAUCUUUUCAAAUGAAAACUGAUUUAUUCUACCAGGUCAGGAAUAAAGUUAUGAAGAAGUUUAAAGCAGUGAUAGAUUAUAAAUCAUAGGAAGCUCUGUUCUAAUCCAUCAUCUGAAAGUUGGAAAAAAUAUUAAUCGAGGAGAGCAUUAAUUGGAAAAGCGGUCAAGACAUCUGGGGAUAACUCUUGAGGAGAAUCUGUUCACAAGAAAUUAUCAGCUGUGCCCUUCAGAAAUCUAGUCUUUUUGUUUGAAUAGGAAAGAUAUUAAAUACUUUUAGAAAAGACCCAGUUGUUUGAAAAAUCACAAAGUAUUCAAAACCAGUGAACCUGGGUCAGAUAAAAGAGAGAGAGUGGAGCAUCUCCAGGCAGCAGAGUCUUUCUACCUUAUGAUUUAAAUAAGAACCGAUGACCAACACAGAGGCUGAAGGAAGAAAACUUUCUCAAAAAACUAUAUACACAUGACAAAAUCUGCAUUCAACUUCAAAUCUUCCAGUAGAUCCAGCAGACUGAGUGGUGUUGUUGCAACUUUUACAGUCCAGCCACAUUCAUAAAUAUUACAGCUUUGCAAGACUUAUUAAAGAAAGUUUCUCAUUCUUGAUGUUUUAUGUUCGCUGCUCUUCAGAGGGGCACCUACAGAUUUUUGAUGAUGUUUAGCUUGGGGACUCAGCAUCUCUCUAAGAAAAGGUUCCCUGCAGCAAAGUCCCCGCAGCAGGAUCGAUACAUACCUACUACCAGGAGUCAGAUGUUUUAUGAAUACCUGUGUUCUUUAUUCUACGGGCAAACCUUUGUUUGCCAUGAUUUAAAUCUGAAGCUUUAUUCUUACAGCUCUUGAAAACUCAUUUCAUUUGCUUCAGCUCUCAUUCAAAUCACCUUAUUGUGAAGGUACUGUUGGAUAACAUUGAGUCCUCUAUGCAGUCUGGCUUUGAAAUUCUUGUUUCUAUGAGAUAUUUAUGUGUUAGAGAUAUGAAGCCAUGCGAUGUUUGGUGUUCAGAAGCAUCGACUCAACAGAGGAGGACACAUUUAUAGCUGAACUGUGUUGGUGACAGUGAUGUGGGUAACGGAGGAGGGGGGGGGGGUGGCAGCAGAAAGUUGCAGCGGCGUUAAUCGACCCCUUCCAGAUCCAGAUUCAUGCUCAAUGCAAAUUUACAGCCACAGGUUCACCCACUGCCGCCAUCUAUCUUCAACAUCUAACGUCCCUCAAUGAACUUUGUGGGGGGGUUUUUUUCUUUCCUGUGUUUCUCCUUCAUCUCUCCUUUCACUUUGCAUGCACUGAAACAAACCCCCUCCUGCUUUCUUUUCUUUGCAGAUCUGCUGCUCCUGCUCUUACACUGUGAAUAACAGGCAUGUCAUAAAUGUAUAUAUGUAAAGAACUGGAAUGUCUUUUAAAGACCGUUCACAAUAGGGUGUGGACUGAAUUCGAAGCUCUGAGUUUUACUGCAUAGAUCGGGAUAAUUUCCUUUGCUCCCUAUAGUCUCACCAAGAGGAAUAGAGAAAAUGACUCAGGUAGUUAAAUUUUCAGGCCUGGCUUAGUUUUUUUUUUUUUUUUUUUUUUUUCCUGCAUGCCAUUAUGGUAAAGCCAUAGCUGUAUAUAAAACAGAGUACUGUUUCAAAUCUAUUUUUCUACAUAUAGCUCAAAUAUCUACACAUGGAACAAAGUCUCUGCUUCAACUUGUCUGUCUUACGGUCACUCAGCAGAAAAAAUGGAAUAAAACAACCAGAAUUUGUCCAUCCUGCAAAAGCAUGAAUACGAAAAAAAGAAUGAGAGCAAAACAUUUCAAAAUGUACAGAAUUUGUUGCGUUUGUUACUGUUUUUCAUUGGAACAAGUUUAUAUUUUAUAUUUCCCCAAAAAGCAGACUGAUGUUGAGGUGGAGAUGUGUUAAAGCUUACAGCAUCAAUACAGCAGUGAACUUACACACCCCUAAAAUGUUUUAGCAGUCAUAUGGAUAUUCUGCACCAAAUUAUAUAUAGAAUCUACUGAUGAUUUCCCUGGUGCAAUUUGUCUCCAAGGGUUUGAAGGAGUUGAAUUGCUGACACCUCUUUAAAACAAUCAGUACAGAAUAAAUAAUGUUAUAUAUGAACCCUCACCUUUCCUCUAAGAACUAAGGUUAAAGUGGCAGAGGUUUCAUUACUUCCUUCAACAGUACAUCUAUAUAAUCAGCUGCUGCAUAUCCAUAACCUCACUCUCUGAAAGGAUGAAAUUCUUUAGCAUUUUGUGCCGUCAGAUCAUACUACACAGGACUGAAAAAAUACUACUUUGAAUUUUUUCUUAAAUAUAGGCCACUGCUCUACUGAAGAUGUUUAAAUAAAUAUGAUCAUGUUUUAAUCUGCAAUUUUUCUGAAACUGAAACAAGUCAAGCUUUUUAAGAUACAAGCAGUGGCUUUCAGAUAUUUGCAUAGACUCAUCGUGAUAUGACUACAGCAGUUUAAUGAUUUUUAUUGUCUACAAAAAACACAAAAAUGCACCUUAGAUGAUUUUUAAAAGCAGGAAAUUUACUUUGAACUUAUUGUGGAUUUUCUAUAAUACACACAGUAAAAAUAAUUUAAAUAGAUGCUUGAAUAUAUACAUACAUACACCCCCAGUAAUCAACCAGAUUAUAUAUAUAUUUGUAGCCUGUACUUAAAAUUCAGAUUCUGUAUGGCUUAAAAAAAAAGCCAUUCAGGAUAAUGGGAAUUUCAAUUACUAUUUUGUGUAGCAAUUCCGCCUAAAAAAAAAAAGAACUGCUCAAAUCAAUCAUCGGAGGCUUGAAAUUCAAAUGACAUUGAGGUCUAUGGUGAGUGUAUGUAGACUUCUGGCUGAUGCUGUAGUCAUAUCAAGAGUAACAUUUGGUCACCUUAAAUGCAUGUGUGGCUUUAAAUCAAUUGCCUUACUGACGUCAUUGCAUAUAACAAACACUUUUCUUUUUUUAUGACAAGUAGAGCUUGUGCAAGUCGUACCUCACAAUCCUUUUGCAGUUUGCAAAAUUGAUUUCCAUUGAUUACAAUGGUUCUAAUGGCUCUGCUGUUCACUGUAUCUUCUGUGAGAGAAAACAGUUGGUCUUUAAGCGUCGUUGGUGUUUGGCUGCAACAGGAACGCUUCUGAAUUUGGAUAUCAAUGUGUUUGCGUUUUAAUUAAUUUAUUCAUGCUCUCAAUAAAUCUUAUAAUUAAAGUGAGACGAAGCAAAAUUCAAAAGUGGGAGCCGUAAAACUUGCCGCACAACAAAGCAGGUCCUGGUGGCAGUGCUGCAUGAGCUGCUCCAAAGUUUUCGGUGUGAAUUCAGGCUUGUACUGUUGGAAAUGAUCACUGACACUGUUUAUUUCCUGUAAACACAUAUUGCGCUGUAUUCACACGGCUCCGUAGGCAGCGGCUCUUCAUUAAAAUGUCAUGCUUCCGUGGCAAGCACGAUAAUAAAACAAUUAGCUUGACACAUGCUGUUAGUGUGUAAUUUGUUGACGCGGUUGACGGAGCGGUGGCAGAAUUAUCUUUUAUUUAGCGUUUCCCUCCAUAAUCACAGUGUGAUGCAUAACAAUUUGCUCUCUUGGAUUUCAGGGAAGAACGAGUGUGUUAGCUUCUUAGUGUUUAUGACAUUAAGUUGGUUGAAAGUCAUAUCUGUUAGAUCUAUUCUCCAUUGUACAUGGCUGCUCAAAACUUUAAAAGUUGUACUGAUUUUAAUUUUCCAAAUUUAAAGGACAUUUGUGCCUUUCUUCUUCUUUUUCCCACAAAGGCAGAUGAUUUGGAGCCACACUCUUGAUUUAGAAACUCUGCCAUCUUACUUUAACCUGUGACUGUACUCACCUCAGCACCAUUUCAUACCUCAGUGUGUCUCAUGUUGCUUGCUUCAUGCUGUAACAUCCAGUUAAUGUAUGCAAAUUAAUUCAGUUUGCAAGAUGCACAUUUAUACAAAUGAUUGUACUUUUAUAUUUAUGUAACGGAAAAUAAAACCUAUAUGAGAUGAGAAAG